This is a messenger RNA of Microbotryum saponariae, 2254 nucleotides long. NCBI's taxonomy places the organism in Eukaryota, Fungi, Basidiomycota, Microbotryomycetes, Microbotryales, Microbotryaceae. The record is from the annotation of a GenBank genome assembly.
AUGACCCGACGCUUGCACUCGCCCCAGUCACCACCGACGUCUUCCGUUGCGGCCACUGUCACUAAAGUCGAGCGUCCCCAGGCCUACUACGCGAGCCGAGCACUCCCACGAGUUGCACCCCAGAUUUCAGAUUCAACCCCAACUCGCCCUUCUCGUCGUGCUGUACAGCCCCAAGACUUGCCAGCCUCGGACGAAAAUUGCGGCUACAUCGACUUUGGAACUGUAACAAAUCGUCGCCGGAGUUUCAAUUCCGACGUGUCUCUGCGCAAGUCGACGCGUCGAGCGGCGCCGGCGCGCUCGUUCAACCCGAAGAGCCGUGAUUUGCCCAUCUCAACGGUCUCUGCAACUGCUCGGCCCUCUUCACCUCCGACCGCGUUGACUUCAGACGCUCUUGCACCUCCCUCGCCAAUCCUAGCAUCCUCAUCCCCCUUAUCUCUGGGUAUGCACCCCGUGCUUGAUGGGUCGGCCUCCCUCAGUGGUGACCGGGCUCUGUCGCCGUCGUCAUCGACCCCCUCGCACUUCGCCGACGCGCUCGCAGCUGGCGAAUUGUGUCUCUCGCCACAGCGUGCAACGGAGGAGCAGGGCCGGUACUCGUCGGUCGAGGCGUUCGAACACGACUUUGAGAACGAGUCGCAUCCCUUCUUCGACAACGAAGUUUCGCAAUUCCUACAGCAACUACAAGCUAACGAGGACGGUGAAUCGCAAUUUCGCGACGACUGCUUCGCCGCCGCCACUGAGGAGUCGACCUCGACUUGCGCUGCCUCGACUUCUGGCAGUGUCGGCCGCCUGGCUUUACCCCAAGUGGCGCGAAAGCAACUGGCUCUUGCGCAAUCGACAUGGAGCCCACUGGAAUCGUCGUCAAAUCCACUUUCUUUGUGAGUCUAGCACCUCUCGAACCCAGGCGUCAUUUCAUUUCGGACCCCCGCGCUAACGCCGAGCUCGCGCUACUCUGUCUUCCGUCGUCGCCGAUAGACCGGUCCACCUCCACCAUACCCACUUCCCCGUCCCUCCCCAGACGCGACCUCUUGCUGUUCAGCCAUCAGUCGGCACCCUGCGUGCUCAUUCCCCUUCGUCGGCCAUGCCAUUCGGUGGUGGUUCUGACCCCAACGCGUCCUUCUUCGAGACCCCUUUUUUCGACCUCGACAUCGAUGCGAUCCUUACCGCCUACGAAGCCGUCUCGUCCGAUGAGGAAGACCAGGACGACCAGAACGACUACAAUAUUGACUUGAACUUCACCCCGAGAAUGUCGUCUGUCAAGUCCACGGUCCGUCAAGACUCGUCCCAUCGAUCAGUCGCGAGGAUGCGCAAGCCGAUCUUCCCCUCCCCUGCUCAGCGCGCAAACCCUGACCCUCGCGGUCCUAAACCUGUCUUCCCGAGCACCGUCACUUCCUUUAAACCCCAUAAUUUCUCGAAAUUGUCACUUCAGACGGCCAACCUCAGCCCUGAUUCAACUGUCGGCGCUCCCCCUCCUCUGCCCUUGCCGGCGCCUCCGGCCCACCACGCGAGCGCCACUGCCUCUGCUAGCCGCUUGUCUCCUGCAACCGCGCGCAGUCGCCAGUCGACUUUCUCGUCGAUUGGGUCUUCCUCGAACGUCUCCUCCCCCAUCUCAACGCGAUCGUCUGGCUUCUCUUCGAAUGGCAACGGCUCAUUCCGAUGGUCGUCUACAUCGGGCUCAACGGCGCACACAAUAGCCGACGGUGAAGGGAUCGACGUCUUCGGCCGCUGCUUCCCUUCUCCUGUCAAACGAGGAUCCGAUGUGUCCGUCUAUAGCACCGCCUCUUCCGUGGCUGCGGUCUUGCCUACGACCGGAACUCCUCGUCGUGUGCCCUUGGAAGGUGCAAACCCUGGCGGUGCCACUGUCGAUCGACGAGUAAUGGCGUGCGCCGAGGAUGAUGCGAUGAUGGACUGGCAGCAGUUCGCUGAGGAGAUUGGUGCAUCUGAAGAGGACGCCCUCGACACAACGACUCCGUCCGUCGCGAAAUCAUCUCCACUUUCCCCACCGCCUUUCGCUUUCGCCCGAACCGCCGCCGUAGUGGCUGAUCGCCCUUCCCCCGCUUCUUCGACCUCGACCUUGCCCUUGCCUGGUGUUGUUCCCGCAAUUGAUGUUGGUCCUAGAUCGCUGGUGAAGAAGAUGUCGAGUCUGAGUCUGAAGCGCUUCAAGCGAGGCGUCGUCGGACCCUCGUCCGCAAAGCCUCCUCCGAUGCCGCAGUAUGCCUCCAACUUGGUUAUGAUGCAUUCCAUGCAUUUUUCAUAA